AUGGCACCCCAUAAUGUUCUUGAGAUUGUGCCCCUUCUUGUGUCAAAGGAAGAGUACGUUCCUUUGGCUUCGUCUGAAACCUCUUAAAAAUUACUUUUGUAUGCACUUUAGAGAUUUGCACCUCCAAUGGUGAACUGCGAUGUUGGGAAGAGAAUGAACAAUCAUAAGAGGAGAAGAAGAAAUGUCGCCUAAGAAAAGAAAAAUUAGCAUAGAAAAAUAUCUUUAAUGUGACAGCAUUGACGGACCCUGAAAAUAUUGUUCAUUUCCAGUUGGCCAUUUUGGAUUUUGAACCGAGCUGAGAUUGGAACCGUUGCAUAGGAGUUUUUCUUCUCUCCGGACUAUUGUUUAUCUUCUUUCCAAUGCCACCUAUUAUUAUUUCAAUCGAUUUAAAUUAUACUUGAUCUUUAGAAUUUAAACCAAGCUUGAACCAGAAGGACUUGCCAAGUAUCCAUCCGCCCAAUAAGGUUUCCGGCUAAUGUUGACGUGCUCCUAUGAAAAUUGAGGAAACGGACGAAUAUACAGUUUUUUAAAACCUUCAUACGUGUAUUAUACCUUGGUCACAUGCACCGUGGGCCCAGAUGACGUACAAUAUAAAGUCUUAUCAAACAACGGCUCAUAAUAUGUAUGCUUCCGUAACAAGUCCACGCUCGCCCAUACUGGAUCAUUGGCUGCUCUUCAUUCUACACACAUAAAACACAACCCAAAAAAAGAAAAAACACCAGCGCAGGUUAGCUAUCAUGCGCCCCUGAUUGUCCAAGCCAAGGGCCUCCUCUUCUCUUCUGUUACCCUCUAACCACAUAAUAUCAUCACCAUUUGUUCCUCUCUCUAGAGAACUCUCGUAUGCUCUCUCUGAGAAAAAAAUUCGAUCAACGACUAAAAAAGUAAACCCUAAAAAAGCAAUGAAGCAGAGUUCAUCUGAGGCAGUUUCAUCAUCAUCAUCACCAACAACAUCAACGUCAUCUUUACCCGACCAAUCACAGACCACCACCUCAUCGGAGAAGCCCCAAUCAUUUUCACCAGCAACCGGAGGAUUGGAGGACUUAUCGGCGGGACCAAGAGAUGGAAGCGGUGGGGCGCAAGAAACCGUGACCGUCGAUCGGCGUGGAGAAUACUCUGCUGUGUGCAGAUGGACGGUCCACAAUUUCCCUCGAAUCAGAGCUAGGGCACUGUGGAGCAAGUACUUCGAGGUAGGAGGUUAUGAUUGUCGCUUAUUAGUUUAUCCUAAAGGAGACUCACAAGCUUUGCCUGGCUACAUCUCCAUAUACCUCCAAAUCAUGGACCCGCGUGGCACUUCUUCUUCCAAAUGGGACUGCUUCGCCAGUUACCGCUUAGCGAUAGUCAACCUAUCUGAUGAUUCUAAAACUAUUCAUCGUGAUUCGUGGCAUAGAUUCUCCAGCAAAAAGAAAUCGCAUGGUUGGUGUGACUUUACCCCUUCCUCUACUGUUUUUGAUCCGAAAUUAGGCUACUUAUUUAAUAAUGAUUCUGUUUUAAUCACUGCCGAUAUUUUGAUUUUAAAUGAAUCUGUUAGUUUCACCCGUGAUAAUAAUGAGUUACAAUCACCUUCUAUGAUGUCGUCCUCGGUAGUUGGGGGCCCAGUAUCUGAUGUAUUGAGUGGGAAAUUCACCUGGAAAGUGCAUAAUUUUAGUUUAUUCAAGGAAAUGAUAAAGACACAGAAGAUAAUGAGUCCAGUUUUCCCAGCUGGGGAGUGUAAUUUGAGGAUUAGUGUGUAUCAAAGCUCAGUGAAUGGGCAGGAAUAUCUGUCAAUGUGUUUGGAGAGUAAGGAUAUGGAGAAGACGGUGGUGUUGGAUAGGAGUUGUUGGUGUUUGUUUAGAAUGUCUGUAUUGAAUCAAAAGCCCGGGUCCAAUCACAUGCAUAGAGACUCGUAUGGGAGGUUUGCUGCAGAUAAUAAGAGUGGGGACAAUACAAGUUUGGGAUGGAAUGAUUAUAUGAAGAUGGCAGAUUUUUUUGGGCCUGAAUCAGGGUUUUUGGUGGAUGAUACUGCAGUGUUUAGUACAUCUUUCCAUGUGAUCAAGGAGUUGAGUAGUUUAUCAAAGAAUGGGGCGUUGGUCGGAUGGAGGAGUGGGAGUGGGGCAAGGAAGUCAGAUGGGCAUAUGGGGAAGUUUACUUGGAGGAUUGAGAAUUUCACGAGGUUGAAGGAUAUUUUGAAGAAGAGGAAGAUUACAGGGCUCUGCAUUAAGAGCCGGAGGUUUCAGAUUGGGAACCGGGAUUGUCGUCUUAUUGUUUAUCCCAGAGGGCAGUCUCAGCCACCAUGCCACCUUUCAGUGUUUCUUGAAGUUAUGGAUUCCCGAAAUACUUCAAGUGAUUGGAGCUGUUUUGUGAGUCAUCGGUUGUCAGUUGUGAACCAAAGAAUGGAGGAGAAAUCAGUCACAAAGGAGUCUCAGAAUCGCUAUUCCAAAGCUGCAAAGGAUUGGGGUUGGCGUGAGUUUGUAACACUUACCAGUCUCUUUGAUCAAGAUUCUGGUUUUCUUGUCCAAGACACUGUUGUAUUCUCAGCAGAGGUUCUCAUUUUGAAGGAGACAUCAAUAAUGCAGGAUUUUACUUAUCAGGGUUCUGAUUCUACAAAUGCUUGUGCCCAAACUGACAAGGUUGGGAGAAGAAGUUCAUUUACUUGGAAGGUGGAAAACUUCUUAUCCUUCAAGGAAAUAAUGGAAACCCGAAAAAUCUUUAGCAAAUUCUUUCAAGCUGGUGGAUGUGAGCUUCGAAUUGGUGUGUAUGAGUCAUUUGACACAAUUUGUAUAUAUUUAGAGAGUGAUCAGUCUGUUGGUAACGAUCCGGAUAAAAACUUUUGGGUCAGAUACAGAAUGGCUGUGGUGAAUCAAAAGAACCCAGCCAAGACUGUUUGGAAGGAGUCUUCUAUAUGUACAAAGACAUGGAAUAAUUCAGUUUUGCAAUUCAUGAAGGUGUCUGAUAUGUUGGAAGCAGAUGCAGGCUUUCUGAUGCGUGACACUGUUGUUUUUGUUUGUGAAAUAUUAGAUUGCUGCCCUUGGUUUGAGUUUUCAGAUCUAGAGGUUUUCGCAUCUGAGGAUGAUCAGGAUGCUUUGACUACUGAUCCUGACGAACUCAUUGAUUCCGAGGACAGUGAAGGAAUUAGUGGAGAUGAAGAAGAUAUUGUUAGAAAUCUUCUUUCACGAGCUGGGUUUCACCUCACAUAUGGAGAUAAUUCUUCACAGCCACAGGUUACACUAAGAGAAAAGCUUCUGAUGGAUGCUGGUGCAAUUGCUGGUUUUUUGACUGGCCUUCGUGUUUAUCUUGAUGACCCAGCUAAAGCAAAACGCUUGCUUCUACCAACCAAGCUCUCUGGUAGUGAUGACGGAAAGAAGGUUACAAAAACUGAAGAAUCUUCCCCCAGUGUGAUGAAUUUGUUAAUGGGAGUUAAAGUCUUGCAGCAAGCUAUCAUUGAUCUACUUUUGGAUAUCAUGGUGGAAUGUUGCCAACCUUCAGAUGGAAUUUCUCAUGAUGAUUCUUCUGAUGCAAAUUCAAAACUUUCCCUUGAUGGCAGUGGGGGUGCCAGGCCAUUGGAAUCUGAUUGGGAGAAUGGAGUGACAGGAUCUGCUCAAAUUCCUGUAUAUGAGAGAUUGGAUUCUGGUGUGGAUGAUAGUAGUGGUACCUUUGCUGUGCAAAGCUCUGACGUGAAUGGGACUGUCAAACCUGAGAAAGCACUUCCUGGACAGCCUACUUCACCUCCAGAAACAUCUGCUGGGGAAAGUGCUUCUCUUCGCACUAAGACCAAGUGGCCAGAGCAAUCGGAGGAGCUCUUAGGAUUGAUAGUAAAUUCUCUAAGGGCCUUAGAUGGAGCUGUUCCUCAGGGCUGUCCUGAGCCAAGACGACAUCCACAGUCAGCACAGAAGAUCUCUCUUGUAUUGGAUAAAGCUCCUAAGCAUCUUCAGCCAGACCUAGUUGCUUUGGUACCAAAAUUGGUAGAGCAUUCAGAGCACCCACUGGCUGCAUGUGCACUUCUUGAACGACUUCGAAAGCCAGAUGCUGAGCCUGUGUUAUGGAUACCUGUUUUCAGUGCCCUGAGUCAACUGGAUUGUGGCAGUGAAGUGUGGGAGCAUAUUUUAUUGCAGUCUUUUGAGCUUUUGACAGAUUCAAAUGAUGAACCACUAGCAGCUGCCUUAGAUUUUAUAUUUAAGGCUGCAUCCCAGUGCCAACAUCUUCCUGAAGCUGUUAGAUCAGUUCGUGUUAGGCUUAAAAAUUUGGGUUCAGAUGUGUCUCUUUGUGUCCUUGAUUUUUUAAGUAAAACUGUAAAUAGUUGGGCAGAUGUUGCAGAGACAAUACUUAGAGAUAUUGAUUGCGAUGAUGAUUUUGGUGACAAUUGCUCAACAAUGUCUUGUGGGCUCUUUUUGUUUGGAGAGAAUGGGCCUACUUCCGAAAAGUGGCAUUUGGUGGAUGAACAGGCCUUCCGUGCUACUUGUCAUUUUUCUGAUAUUUACAUAUUGAUUGAGAUGUUAUCCAUACCUUGUCUCGCUGUUGAAGCUGCUCAAACCUUCGAGAGAGCUGUAGCUAAAGGAACCAUUGUGGCUCAAGCUGUAGCCAUGGUCUUGGAAAGACGCCUUGCUCAAAGACUGAAUCUUAAUGCCAGAUUUGUUGCUGAAAAUCUUCAUCAUGCAGAUGUUGUUGCAGAGGGAGAGGCCAAUGAACAGCUAAGAGUCCAACAUGAUGACUUUAAUUGUGUUCUUGGUCUUGCUGAGACGUUGGCCCUUUCUGGAGACCUUCAUGUGAAGGGGUUUGUGAAAAUUCUGUACACAAUAUUGUUAAAAUGGUAUCCUGAUGAGUCCUACCGUGGCAAGAUGCUGAAGAGACUGGUUAAACGUGCCACCAGCACUACUGACAGUAGCCGUGAAGUAGAUCUGGAUUUAGAAAUUUUGGUUAUUCUCGUCUGUGAGGAGCAAGAAAUUGUUAGACCUGUUCUGAGCAUGAUGAGGGAGGUUGCUGAACUAGCAAUUGUUGAUCGGGCAGCUCUUUGGCACCAGUUAUGCACUAGUGAAGAUGAAAUUAUUCGUAUACGUGAAGAGAGGAAGGCUGAAAUGGCAAAUAUAGUUAGAGAAAAAGCUAUUAUCUCACAGAAGUUGAAUGAAUCUGAGGCCACAAAUAAUCGUCUCAAGUCUGAAAUAAGGGCUGAGAUGGAUCGUUUUGCUCAUGAGAAGAAAGAGCUUUCUGAACAAAUCCAAGAAGUUGAAAGUCAGCUUGAAUGGAUUCGUUCUGAGCGCGAUGAUGAAAUUGCUAAGCUUAGUGCUGAGAAAAAAGUUCUUCAGGAUCGUCUUCAUGAUGCAGAGAAUCAACUCUCCCAAUUGAAAUCCCGGAAACGUGAUGAAUUGAAGAGAGUAAUGAAGGAGAAAAAUGCUCUUGCUGAAAGAUUGAAGGGCGCUGAAGCUGCAAGAAAAAGAUUUGAUGAUGAAUUGAAACGAUACGCCACGGAGAAUGUGACGCGGGAAGAAAUCUGUCAGUCUCUUCAGAAUGAAGUUCGACGGUUGACCCAAACAGUUGGGCAAACUGAAGAAGAAAAAAGGGAGAAGGAAGAGCAGGUUGCUAGAUGUGAAGCAUAUAUUGAUGGCAUGGAAUCAAAACUGCAGACAUGCCAGCAAUAUAUUCAAAACCUUGAGGCUCAACUUCAAGAAGAAAUGUCACGACAUGCCCCGCUAUAUGGUGCCGGUUUAGAAGCUCUAUCAAUGAAAGAGUUGGAGACGCUAGCACGUAUUCACGAGGAAGGGCUUAGGCAAAUCCAUGCUCUCCAACAAUGUAAAGGUAGUCCAGCUGGUAGUCCUCUUGUGAGUCCUCACGCGCUUCCACAUAAUCAUGGACUAUAUCCAACUGCACCAUCGCCAAUGGCUGUUGGAUUGCCUCCAUCACUGAUGCCAAACGGUGUAGGGAUCCACAGCAAUGGACACAUGAACGGUGCAGUUGGACCCUGGUUCAACCAUACUUAACAAAAUUAGGUAUUUACUAUAAGAUGAGGCAUUUGUUGGCCCUAACAGAGAGCUGGUGGGCGACAUCUCAAUAUGAAGAAGAGAGAUGUUAUUUCUGAAUCAAUUACUUGGCAAUUUUCACUGGUAGGACUAUUGGAGCGUAAUGGUGGGAAAGGAAUAAUAGUAGCAAAUUGAUUGAUCUCAAUUGGAUGUCUGGUAAUUCAUCUACGGGAGUGUAAUAUCCAAUAGAACUGACAGUUGCAAAAUGCCAUGCUCCAUUAGUCUUUCUUUUUUCAAAUUUCCUUUCAUAAAGUUAGUUAUAGGCCUUUUGAAAAAGUUGUGCUAUUUCUAUUUCUUCCCUUGUUUCUUCCUUAAUUGUGCUAUGUUUAGUGGAUGCACGGUAGCAUAUAGUUAGGACUCGAACUGAGCAAGUUCGAUUCGAAUUAGCAUAUGUCUUGAUUCAAGUUAAAUUUGAGUUGGAAUUUUAGUAAGAUAAUUUCGUUAGGAUUACCUUCCCACAAAUUAUUUAAUUUGUUGACAAGAAUACUAUUCAUCUGGUGGAUAAUACUAUUUAUUUCCUUGGCGA
Messenger RNA from Mangifera indica (mango), 6513 nucleotides. RefSeq lists its product as uncharacterized. The transcript is spliced from 10 exons. Gene Ontology annotation, molecular function: protein binding. The coding region runs from base 900 to 5948 and encodes 1682 amino acids. Lineage: Eukaryota; Viridiplantae; Streptophyta; Magnoliopsida; Sapindales; Anacardiaceae. The record is from RefSeq and is a predicted model, not a curated record.